This is a messenger RNA of Scheffersomyces coipomensis, 921 nucleotides long. RefSeq lists its product as uncharacterized. NCBI's taxonomy places the organism in Eukaryota, Fungi, Ascomycota, Pichiomycetes, Serinales, Debaryomycetaceae. The record is from RefSeq and is a predicted model, not a curated record. Bases 1 to 921 code for a protein of 306 amino acids. The transcript has 2 exons.
AUGAAAGUCUUUAUGAGUUCGCCAUGGAUGGUAGUAACAGUGUUGUUGCACUUGUUAUCACUUACAACAUGUGAUAGUGACUCAGGUUCUAAUAAUUUAAUAGGUGAUGAGAAACAGAUUGUGAUUACCAAUGGAGGCAAAGAUGGUGCUAGACUUAAGACGAUGAUUAUCGUGCCCACAUUAGAAAAGCCCAAAAGCUUAAAAUGUAAUGAUGAAAUCUAUAAGGAUACCGAUUGGUCAUCUAUGGGUUUUGGUGUUACACAGGAUUUGUAUACCAAAUUAGCAGAUAGGAUUGAUGUGUUAGAUCAAGAAGGACAGUGUGACGCAUGGUUCUACUUGUUGACUACAGCUGAUAUAAAGUUGAUUGAGCAAACGAUUAAUGUGAUUCUUAAUAGCGGUAUAGGACGAAAGGAAUCCCAAGAUAGUGCUUAUAAUAAUUUACGUAAUGCUGUCGAACAGUUGUUUGAAGAGAAAAAGAACUACGUGCCUGAUUGGGAAUAUAUGGGGAUAGUGGAAUACCCAGAUCCUGAGAUAGAAAGCUUACAAUGUAAUGAUGAACUUUAUAAGGAUACAGAUUGGUCGUCUAUGGAGUUUGGUGUAAUUGAGGAUUAUUAUAUUAAAUUAGCCAGUAGGAUUGAUGAGUUAGAUCAAGAUGGACAAUGUGACGCAUGGUUUUACUUAUUGAUGUCCCCUAAUCCAGAAUUGAUUGAAGAAACAAUAAAUGUGAUUCUGCAUAAUGGUAUUGGACGAAAAGAAUCUCAAGAUAAUUCUUAUAAUAAUCUACGUACUGCUGUUGAACAGUUAAUUGAAGAGGAAAAGAACUAUGUGUCUGAUUGGGAAUAUGUUGGGACAGUGGAAUUCCCUGACUCUGGACUGGAAGAUCAGGAGCCUAUCUUUUACAUAGAUGAGGAUGAAUUUUAA